Messenger RNA from Leptinotarsa decemlineata (Colorado potato beetle), 8425 nucleotides. RefSeq lists its product as uncharacterized. Gene Ontology annotation, cellular component: nucleus. Gene Ontology annotation, biological process: negative regulation of transcription by RNA polymerase II. Gene Ontology annotation, molecular function: protein binding; transcription corepressor activity. The record is from RefSeq and is a predicted model, not a curated record. Lineage: Eukaryota; Metazoa; Arthropoda; Insecta; Coleoptera; Chrysomelidae.
GGUGGGUUUCACAUCAUCGCAUGCCGCAGAGAACCGGAAUGUCGAGAAGCUUCUCAUCGAGGCCGGCCGUGCGCUGGUAUCUUCGCACAGCUGGAUAACUUCAAUAAAAUUCAUCGAUAAAAGAUAAGUUCGCAGCAGGCUAGCCCUGCAGGUCAUGGAUGUUACGUUCUCCAACGUAUUGGAGGGGGCGCGACAAUACUUCCAGGGGCUGCCAACGGGCAGCGGCUCGACGGUGAGCCCCGCCUACUCUUCGGAGUCGCACCUCCGUAGUAACCCUGUGUACUCCUCGGAUCCGCACCUCAGAAACAGUCCGGCUACGUAUUCGACAGAUCAACAGCUUCAGCGGAACAGUCCGGCCUACUCUACCGAAACGCACAUCCGAAAUGAUCAGGGGAGCGUCAACAGGACGAUGGCCCAGUCUUCGAACGCUUAUUGGCCUCCCCCUCAGUCUUCUGAAUCUGUUAGGGAGCUGGCCCAUCCACAGCAGCAGCAGCAACCGCAGACUAGGGAGCACACUCCCGUUCACAGGCCGCCUUCUCAUAGUUCGGACUCUUCCAGACCGCCUUCCCACUCAUCGCAGUAUACUCCAAAUCUGACAGCAGAAACGAGCAGGACUUCGUAUACGGGAUCUUACCAGGAACAGUAUCAGACUUCUCAGAUGUCACAACAAUUGCAUCAGCAUCAACAACCACCGCAUGUGCAGCAGCAUCAGCAGCAGCCUCAGCAAUCUCAACAACAUCAACAAUCACCGCAUCAAAUGUUACACCAGCAGCACUCUCAUCAACAACUUUCGCAACCUCACCAACAACAGCAUUCGCAAACUCAUCAACAACAGCAUUCGCAAACUCAUCAACAACAACAUUCGCAACCUCCCCAGCAACAAUAUUCGCAACAGUCUCCACGUUUACAACAAUCUCCACGUUUGCCACAAUCUCCCAGAUCGCAACAGUCGCCUCUUUCACAGCAGCAACAGCAGCAACAACAGUUUCAAUUCUCCCGACCACACGCCAGAGAAGCUCCAUCGAAUUUUCCACAGUACCAAACGCUUACCUCUAGCGGUUCUCCAUACCACCAAGCGCACUCGCCCUAUCACCAAGUUCCUUCACCUCAGCAGCCUCGAGCGCCUUCUCGCGAGCAAAUAGUACCGAGAGUGCCAUCGCGGGAACAAUCCGUUCCGAGAGUGCCGUCGCGAGAACAAUCCGUUCCCAGAAUUCCCUCACAGGAACAGUUAGUUCCUAUAACGUCUCCGAGAGAGCAACAGCAGUACCCACAGGCCUCGGAAAGCUACAGCUUUCAACAGACGCGUUCCUACUACCCGCAGACGAAAACUGCACCUAGCAAUACGAACUACAAACCGGGACCGCAGCAGUCUUACCCGACAUCGAGCCAACAGCACCAACAAAGCGUUUACUACAAGCACAUUUACUCGCCGCAGCAGAACCACCAGUCGGUUUACGCGAAUUCAAGGCAAGAAGAGCAGGCAAGUUCGAGAAGUGGCGUUAAUGAACAAGGUGUGAGAACGACGCACAACCUGCCACCCAUCGCCGCCAUAUCAAAUUAUCAUUCCAGUCGCGCCAGCAGAGAAACCGCGAGGAACGUGAACAGUACGACAUCGCGUACCCGAACUUUCAGUUCGAGUUCAUUGUCGAGGGGCGGAACUCCUGCUUCCGUCAGUUCCAUCAUACAGCCAAACCCAGUGGUGGCGCCAGUGUCCAGCUAUCAGUCCAGCUAUCAGUACACGACUCCCCAGUAUCAACAUGCGCCGAGUGUUGUGACCACACAGUCUUGCAGCCAAGUAAUAAUGACUGCUUCCAGUAAUACCACGAGCUACUUUACGGGUCAGCAGUACCAUCAGCAGGCCGCGCAGGCGUUACCUCGGGCUCAAACUAGUAGCGAGCUCGCUGCCUCCAACUCCUUGGACCAGAGCCCAAACAGUCGGACUGCGAAACCACUAGACCUGUCAGUAAAGACCGUCAGAACGCCGGCAGAUUCGACAUUAGGAGACGCUGAACAUGAAGCUAGAAACAAGUUCUAUCAUAACCAGAGGUCCUCCCAGUCAAUUUCCGCUCACAACUAUCCCCAACUGGACUAUAGUUCGUUUCAACGAAAUCUUGCACAGAGAUCGGCACAGUUGCCGACCGCCACUGCUCCAAAAGUAGAAUUCCGGCCUAAUUUCAACGUCCCGUCGCUGAGUCAACCUAGGCGACCUGUUGAAGAGCCUAGACACAACGUACUACCUGAAAAAGCCCAUUCCAAUAGUAGACUAAUUCCUGAAAUGAAAUCUCCACCGUAUAGGUACUCUGCAGUGUCGGUACCCGCUACGGCUCACGCCAACUCGUAUGUGCAAGCAGCCCCGAAGGUUACUCCGAACAAUGUGUCCCGAGUUAGUCAAAGCGACUUGUUGAGGAAGAGGCCGUCCGAUGUAACACCGGCAUUGAUCCCCAAUAAGGUGCCUAAGGUGGCCGACACAUGGCGGCAGUCCAUAGAUUUACAAAUCGAAGAGAGAUUGUCCAACUAUAAGCAGCAGCAGCAAGCCCAGCUAGCGUCUCCGUCCAGCAAAACGACGCCUAUGGUCAACGGCGUCUACCAGGAAAAGGCGAAAGAUUUGUACGCCGGAUACCAAAAGCAGAGUUAUGAGAACACAGCGCGGUGUACUCAGUACCAGACGCAAACUAAUCAUUGCCAGACUUAUGUGCCAUCUCCUGCGGCUCACCAAUAUCCAACUUACACCGGCUAUUCUCAACAGCAGCCGUCAAACGCAUACUUGCAGUCUAGUUCGAGAUCUAAUUUGGCGAAUUCAAAGAGUAAUUUUUCUGGACCUGUUGAUAAGAAGGUGUUGAGUCUACUAAGAAACAGCUUGGAGGUGAGAGCAGUCAAGGAGCAGAAAAAGCUGGAACAACUCAAGUCCAAUGACAACCUAGCGCAGCAUCCUCGCUCCGACGUCCAGCACCCGUCCACUGAUGUCACAGCGCCGCUGCAACCCAAGCCGGGAUUCGUCAACAGGAACAACGUGUCGCCCUUUACGCCGACCAGUUUUCCGGAGAGCGGAAACAUGGCGUCGAUGUACAAGUUCCACCUUCCGAAAGCCAUUGACUCUGUCAAUUUCGAGAGCGGCAAACCCGUCAAGCCGAUGGACACCGUCAUCAACAACAAUGUGGGCUCUGACUACGACGGUCUGGCAGCUGCAGCUUUUUUAGCGGCGCGGAUACGAACAAAAGGCGAGUUGAAGCAGGGCGCCACGGAGGUCGUCUGCAACAACAAGAGUCAGCUGCAGGAUAUCAUCGAGAACCAGUUGAAAUCGCCCAUGAAGCAAGACGCGCCACAAAUGUUCAUUAACGCAAGCAGUACCCCAGGUAGUACAAGUCCUCCGAAACCUUCCAAGGAACAACGCCAGGCUUUUGCGCCCCGAAAGAGGCUCUUCAGCAGAAAUGAAGAGGACCUCAACAACCUCGGCGUGCCGCACAGAGACAAGUCGGGCUUGAGAAGCUCGUCGGAGACGUCCGUAUUCGAUUUCCCGGACUCUGACUCGGAGAAUGACGCCGGCAGGGAGUCGCUGGAAGCGAUGCGGAAGGGCAGAAAGACGACCAAACAAAGCACUCCCAUUAUCGAGGUGAAGGAAGAGUCUUCUCCUCCGCCGCCGAGUCCUAGCGAUGAUAUUUUCGCUCAACUCUGUGAUAAUUUCGUCGAGCAACUGAAGAGUGGCGCCAUCAAAAAGAAAUGUAAUAAGAAGAAAAAGACCGUUGAGCCUGAAGUGCUGGCCAUGUUGGAGAGCGUUACUAGAGAGCAACCGCUCGAAGGGGAGGUAAAGGAAACGGAGGAGGUCGAAGAAGAGUCGAAAGAAGAAUCCAAGGAAGAUUUGAGCGAGAUGAAAACUGAGGAAGCCGUUCCUUUGGAGACGACUUUGGAUUCCGUGCUGGAGUCAACAUUGGAAUCCAUCAGAAGCAAUUUGGAGACUGGAUCCGAAUCAAAAGUUGGAGACGUGUCUAGCGAUCUGAUAACGGACGUUCUAAUGUCGAACGAAAAUGAGAAUAAAGAGGAGGAUCGAGUGUUUCUGAAUAAGAAACGCGGCGUCAGGAGAAGGCUGGUUUCUUCCAGUGAUAGCGAAACUGAGACGGUGGAUAAAAUCGAAGAAAAACCUGAGGUCCAAGAACCGAAGCCUCCGGAAGAGGUGAAACCGGAAAAGGUGAAAUCGGAAGAGGUGAAACCGGAAGAGGUCAAACCGGAACAGGAGUCAUUGCAGGACAGCAAAGAAACCCAGUCACCCCAAAAGACGCCUGAUAUACUCCCGAUAGCUCGGCCAUCGAAAAAGCCAUGCUUUGGAGACGGCUCCGGGUUUUACCCCGGCUGGGAGGAGGGCGAGUUCAAGUACAAAAAAUCGCUUCGAAUGCCUCCCUCACUUAUCCAAGUAUCGAGGCCACCACAAUUCCAUAGACUUUCUACUUCGUUGCCAGAUUUGGAUCCGUGUCCUCAUUCUCCAACCACUUCCAUUCCGACGGACGACAAAGAUAGUCCCAGAGACGGAAAAUUCAAGAUAAAGAAUAUCAAAUCCGAACCUCUAGAAAGCGAUAACGAAUCGAACUCCAGUUUCAACAUCUUUAACAAAAAGACUAACUACGACUCAGAGGGAGGAACUUCGGUGCGGAGCCUACCGAAUACGGCCAAGGAGCGGUCGAUCCUGGACAAACUGCUCGAAAAGUGCGGCGGUAGGAAGAAAAAGAAGUACAAGAGAAAAGACGACCACAGCCCGAAGGUCAUCCCGAAAGCCGACAACCCGGUAGAGUUGCUGCCGACACCUAGCUUGGAGAUAAAAGAGGAGAACUCGAAGGAAACGAAGAAGCUGUCCAAUUCACCGGUGAUCAAAAGCGAAUCUCCUCUUCUGGGCUUCCGGCAGACGACCAUCAACAACUUCAAGGAUGCUUUUAUAAAGAGCUCGAACAAUAUUGUCGGCGUCAACGAGUUCGCGACGGUGGUGCUAAAGUCACGGACCAGAAGGGAAACCAGGGUGCAGAAACAGAGAGCCACGAUCAAAGAGGUAUUCGGGGAAGACCGACCCGCUUCCGCCCCGCCGGUUACGUGCUUGAACGACAUUCAAAUCAAAGAAGAGAUUUUAGACGACAAUGCCUGUAACCUCGUGAUACGAUUGGAGAAGAAAAGCGAACUCGCGGAGAAGGUGUCAGAUGUCGUAGCGAAGCCUGGCGAAGUUUCCGUCAAAGAAAAGAAGAAGGAUGACAGUUUGUUUAGGGCUAUAGUGGAGAAGACUAUCAAGACUGAGUUGGAGGACGAGACCGUCGCCGAAGAUGACACCAGGAGUCUGGGGGGUGUCACGACCAAGUCCGAAACGCCUUCCGCAGACGGAGAUGACGGGAGCGUCUCUGGUAAGCGGCGAGGCAAGUUCGGUAAAAUGCGCCGGAAGCUGAGCUCCGGUUUCGAUUAUAUCAGGAAGAAGAAGAAAGUGAAAAAGGAGAACGCAGAGAAUGAGGGCGGCGAGAAGAAGAAGAAGAAGAUUGUCAUAUCCAAGACUCUGGAGUCUGUCGACGAUAUCCAGAAGGAGAUUAAGACUUGGGUGCUGAACAAAGGGAUUGGAGAGACUCAUCUGCAUCGAGCUGCCAGAUUGGGAUAUACGAAUAUGCCACUCCACGAAGCUGCUGAAAAUGGUUUUGUCGAGAUAGCAAGGUUACUCUUGUCAUAUGGUGCUGAUCCGACGCUGGCAACUUAUUCUGGAAUGACGCCUUUGGCAUUGACGAACGACGAAGUGACCAAAGACUUUCUCAAAAAUCAUUUGAAUGACAUCGAAGGCGAACCCAGUUCGCAGUGGAUCUCCUUUGGACCCGCUUCCGUACUCGAUCCCAUCGAUCUCAUGGGCUACAACCACCUGGACGACAUUCCGGCGACAGACCCCGAAUCCGAAGAGGAGGACAUCGAGUUUGAAAUGUCGGAGUCGCUUCUUCCCAACCUAUACACACUCCGCAAUGAGCUACCUGCCGACCGGUGGGUGCUGCUGCAAGACCUCUCGAACCUCCUGAAGAUCAAGUCGAGAGAUGCGCUGCUCAAGCAGAUUUGCCCGCCUUCUACGUCCACCUCGACGUCCUAUAAAACCGUUUUGAGGGAACUGAAGAUGUCCGACUUCCUCGAGCAGGCGCAUUGCUGUCAGUUCUUGAAUGCGGGUGAGAAAAUCAACACGCGCGCCUCCAAAAUCGCGCUCGUCAAAUACACUGAUAAGGUGAAGGAACUGCUCCAAGUGGAAAGUGUUUCGAUAACGGCCAGGUGACCCGAGGAGAUCACCUCGUAGACUUUUUUUUAAAUUUUAUACGGGACGUGAUAUUAUCUUCUAUUGUGAUUUAGAUUUGCAAUUUUGUUAAAACAUGCGAAGUUUUAUUUUAUGACUUUCUUUUCAUUACUUGUUUUGCUUUCUGCUGGUAGAGAUGGAAAUUUUCAGGUUCGAUAAGGUUCGGGUUAUGUUAGUUAUUCAUUGGUUAUAUCUUUCAUUAUUAGUUGAUUGAAAAAAUACAUAUCAUCACUUUUAUACCUUCCUAUAUAGCCAUAGUAGUGUUUCUUUUUACUUCCAUAUACUAUCAUACAACUUCUCUAUACCUUGAUAGGAAGAUUCGAUACGUCUGGCUUCAGAUGACUGUAUUAAAAAACACUGUUUUCAUCAGUAUCAGAAAAUACUGACACUUCUGAUAGUGCCGACUGAGAAAGACGCGUCGAGAGAUUGUAUUUUGCUCUGGUGUGGAAAAAGUAAUUUUCAAUAGAUUUUUUAUGUCUCUUUAUCUGUGUAUCUAAGUGAGAAGUACCUAGAUAGUUACCCUCAGCGUAUCAUUUGUCUCUGCCUUAUGAUGUUUGAGGCCACCCAUUUCAUAAUAACUAAUUUAACUUGAUUUGUCUCAGUUUGUAUAAAUUUUGCAUCAGAAUAUCUACUCUGAAAUAAAUCUUACUUCAUCCAAAUUUUUACUAACGUGUGGAUAUUUCUUUGCCUUAAACUCAAUGGAUAUGUCUAAUCUCUUAAUAAUAACAUUUAGGCUGUUUACUGCCGCGAAAAGGAGAGGUAUGGUAAUAUAUGGGAGGAGAAAAGGAAUAAAAUUAAAAAUGAUUUCAUACUCAAAGUGUCCUUUAUGGUGUAAUAUUUGGAUGCGACAAGAAUUGAAUUUUCUGUUUCAUUUAAAGAAUAUAAUAUUUCCCAAAUUUCAGUUUUUUGCGGUUUCAAAACUUGACUAUGUUUACCCUGUCAAUAUUUGGUCUUCCAUUUUAUAUUCUGAUUAAGAUUCAUGUUAUCAACCCAAACUUGUCCUGAACAUUAUCGAACUCUACACAUAUUGAACGAAUGAUUAUUUUUUAUGUUGUUGAGUAAUUUUUGAGAAAGUUUAUUUAUUGUUUAAGCAUAGUAAAUAAGUUACCAGCUUUUUUAGAGAAUUUUACAAGAAACAUAUUAGGCUGUAUGUAACGAAAUAAAUAUUAAUGUUGUGAAAGUGCAAUUUCGUGUGAGAGAUUACGAAAUGUUUUCUCUGUAGAGUGUGAGAACUUGAAUAAUUUUGGAGUCUCUUCAUGGACAUUGCUUCGUAGGUCGAUGAAUUUAUGCUGAAAAUUGAAUCAAAUGAUACUCAAACUGGGUAAAUAAUUGUAAGAUAUUUGUUAUCAAAUUGCUCAGGGACCGUACUCAUUUUCGAGUAAGUACUAUAGUAAGUUAUAAUAAUAUCAAUAGAAAUUGUAAUAAUACUAAUGAUAAUGACCGUUUGUAUAAAUGUAAUAUUUUACUCUUUUGAGUGUUAAAAAUGACAGAAUUCCUUGUAAAUAUUCCUUGUGUAUGUAUUUUUUAAUGCUGGGAAGCUUGUUUUUUCUAUAUAAAUGGACGUAACUAUGAAUAACAUGACGAGUCGGAUAUAGCGGCUUUUUGAAAAAUUUUAUACUGGUUUCCAUUCUGUUUCUGUAAUUCAUUUUAAUAUUCACAGUUAUUGUGAAAUGCAAUUUUAUUCCCAUGGAACUAAUGCAAUUUCUGUGUAAUUUCAGGAAUAUGAAAAAAUAUUUGAAAUUUUUCACUUACUUUUUUUCAUGUAGAAGUUGAUGGACAAUAAAUUUAAUAUUAUCUCCAAAUUCCAAUUUUCUCGCAAUUUCUGGCUCGCCCUGUAUAAGUGUCUCUCAACAUAAUCAAUCGAGUUAACAAGCAUAAUAAUUUUCAUUUUGCUUUUCAAUAUAUUUGGAUAGUUGUACAGUUUAAUGAAGAAAAAAAGAGUUUAUCUGUGAUGCAUAAUCUGGAGGCAAAGUGCAAUGCUUUUUUUUUGCAAUCAAUAUUGUGAUUUUGCCAACUUGUCCUACCUAUCUGUGUGAAUUAGAAUAUAUUUUUUAAUUUAUGAACCUUUUUUCAUAUUUUUAAUGUUUUUGUUCCAUGAAAUAUGUGAAAUACUAAUAAAUAUUAUAUCUAUCCAGUAAA